This is a messenger RNA of Penaeus monodon (black tiger shrimp), 1501 nucleotides long. Its product is annotated as sperm-specific protein Don juan-like. The transcript has 6 exons. Lineage: Eukaryota; Metazoa; Arthropoda; Malacostraca; Decapoda; Penaeidae. Bases 16 to 822 code for a protein of 268 amino acids. The record is from RefSeq and is a predicted model, not a curated record.
UGUGUGUGUGUGUGUAUGUGUUCUAAGAAAUCAGUGAAAUUCAUUAUUAUUUUUACAGGAAAGAGAGCAAAUAAACACACGAAAAAGCCAAAUCAAGAAUGUGAAGACAAGAAGGAAGGAUGCUCGAACGCAGGUGGCAAGUGUCGACAGACCUGCAGACCCCGGGAGGUUAAGAAGGGAAAAUGUGGAGACAAUUGCGAGUGUUGCGUGAAAGGCGAAGUGGACGAAAUCCGAAAAUCUGAAAAUUGUAAAGACGAAUGCAAGAGAGCAGGAGGCAAGUGUCGAAAGUCCUGCAAGUCAAAGAAGGGGGAAGUAGAGGGAGUGUGUCAAGGAGCAGACUGUAAGUGCUGCAUUACCCAGGAAGAAAAAACUUCAACGCCUCAAAAAAAAGCAAAAUUCUGCAAAAAAGGAAAUGAGAAGUGUGUAGCACGUGGUGGACGGUGCAGAAAAAAGUGCAAAACUAAAUUUUUAGUUAAGAAAUAUUGCAAGGGCAAUUGUCUUUGCUGUGAUAAAAGUCUUGUCAACGAAAAGAAAAAAUGUAUAAAAGCCCAAAGGCAACUGCAAGGAGCAUGUAAGAGUAAGGAGACAGAUGAUGACUUACAGAGAAGUUGCAAGAAAAAAUUGAAAUGUUGUGCUAAGAAAUGCAAGAUACAAGAUGCAUGUAUAAAUGCAAACGGUGAAUGCCGCCGUUUCGCAAAGAAUUGUCUGUAUGGAAAGCUUAAAGGUGGCUGCAAGGGCAAGAAAUGUGUCUGUUGCUUGCCAGCCAGUACAACAACUGCAAUAAAUGGAACAAUCCUAGUACUCCAACUACUAUAUCAAUAGCUUCAAGACCAACAACUUUAGUAUCAGGAACAAACAACAACAACAACAAGAUCAAACACGACAGGACCACAACAGUAGGACUGUCAACAGCAGGGCCAACGACGGCAGGACCAAACACGACAGGACCAACAACAGCAGACCAACAACAGCAUGACCAAGAACAGUAGGACCAACGACGGCAGAACCAACAACCGCAGGACCAACAACAGCAGGACCAACAACAGCAGGACCAAGAACAGAAGGACCAACGACGGCAGGACCAACGACGGCAGGACCAACAACAGCAGGACCAACAACAGCAGGACCAAAAACCGCAGGACCAACAACCGCAGGCCCAACGACGGCAGGACCAACAACAGCAGGACCAACAACAGCAGGACCAACAACCAUAGGUCCAACUAUCGCAGAAUCAACCACUGCAUCCACUGUACGUAAUGUCUUGUUGGGGAGAACCUGCCGCAAUAGGCUCAUUGAUUUGGAAAAACAACUCAAUCUGUCUCUGACCGAAGGUGGAGAGGUAAUGAAUAACAUUAUUGAUAUUUUCAACACAAACAACCCAGAAUUGUCUCUGCUGCUCAGGAAAAUGAACUUACCAACGUAUUAACCGAACUUCAGGUGCUAUUUAACAAAACACAAGAAUUAGCAUUGUUGGUCAAUGUGACCGCAGCAGACCUUAAUG